Messenger RNA from Rotaria sp. Silwood1, 255 nucleotides. The record is from the annotation of a GenBank genome assembly. NCBI's taxonomy places the organism in Eukaryota, Metazoa, Rotifera, Eurotatoria, Philodinida, Philodinidae.
AUGCAACAUUUAAGAGAAGCUGCAGAAAAAGCUAAAUGUGAAUUAUCAUCUACAGCACAAAUAGAUAUUAAUUUACCUUAUUUAACUAUGGAUAAAUCAGGUUCAAAACAUAUGAAUUCGAAAAUAACUUGUACUCAAUCCGAAAGUCUUGUUGCUUAUUUAACUAAACGAACAGUUGGCAAGAAUAAGUUUUUUGAUGAAGUAUUUAUCAAGAAUCAUAGGGAAAGAAAAGAAACAUGCUGGAAAUGUUGUUGA